AAAAUUCUUUUUAUCCCUCCCUAGACUGGACACCAUUUCUGCACUCUUGAAGUCAAAUUCUAAACUUGAAAUCUGAACUGAAGAAAAAUGAGAGGGGGUUCAUCAAUGGCGAAAUCCAUUUCUACGAUCCUAAGGAGGAGAUCAGCUUCAUAUUGUACUAGCAGUGGAGAUAGCUUCGAGAGUUCGAGGCCUAAGAUCUUUGAUCGCCAGCUCAAAUUCAGACAACGUGACCGAGCUGCAUGGUUGAUGAGCCGCAAGGAUCCUUUUGUUGAUACAAUUGCUGAAAACAUGCUGGAUCGUUUGGAGGAUUGCAAGAGGACAUUUCCCACAGCACUAAAUAUGGGGGGCUCCUUGGAAGCUAUUAGGCGGUUGUUACGUGGGCGUGGUGGCAUUGAAAAACUCAUUAUGAUGGAUGCGUCUCUUGACAUGGUUAAAUUAUGCAAAGAUGCUGAGCCAGAUUUAUCUACUACUGACAGCAUAGAAACAUCCUUUCUGGUUGGUGAUGAAGAGUUCUUGCCCUUACAGGAAAACUCUCUUGAUCUGGUAAUCAGUUGCUUGGGUCUUCACUGGACAAAUGAUCUUCCAGGAGCGAUGAUACAAUGCAGAUUGGCAUUGAAGCCUGAUGGACUUUUUCUGGCAGCUAUUCUUGGUGGAGAAACAUUGAAGGAGCUAAGGAUAGCAUGCACUGCAGCACAAAUUGAGCGUGAGGGAGGUAUUAGUCCACGACUUUCUUCUUUGGCACAGGUGCGAGAUGCUGGCAAUCUUUUGACAAGGGCCGGCUUUGCACUUCCAGGUGUUGAUGUUGAUCAAUACACCGUUAGAUAUGAAAGCGCUCUGGACUUGAUUGAACAUUUGCGUGCAACGGGAGAAACAAAUGCUCUUUGGCAAAGGAAUAAUUUAUUAAAUAGAGAAACAGCAUUGGCAACUGCAUCUGUCUACCAGUCGAUGUUUGGAGCUGAGGAUGGAACCAUACCCACAACUUUUCAGGUGGUUUAUUAGUUGUGUGUUCAUUGUAAAUUUGUUAGUUAGCAGGAAAACAUAUAUGAGAUGAACCAUCUGAUCACACUGUUGUCUGCGUUGUCAAACUCAACAAUUUGGUCUAGCUCACUUAAAUUGAUGCUUCUUAAAACUGAAAUGGCGAGACAAAAAUCAGCAGAUCUGUUUUGAUUAUGUUUGAGUCAUUGAAUAUAGAUUCCUACUUUACUUUUUGUUUUCUUGCAGUUGGUGUUAAACGGUCAUUUAAAUUGAUACAAAUCCGAGUGAGGAUUGUUGCUUAUAAUCUUAUACUAGAUGGUUGCCCCUUAAA
Messenger RNA from Papaver somniferum (opium poppy), 1306 nucleotides. Its product is annotated as putative methyltransferase At1g22800, mitochondrial. Gene Ontology annotation, cellular component: mitochondrion. The record is from RefSeq and is a predicted model, not a curated record. The coding region runs from base 88 to 999 and encodes 303 amino acids. Gene Ontology annotation, molecular function: S-adenosylmethionine-dependent methyltransferase activity. Lineage: Eukaryota; Viridiplantae; Streptophyta; Magnoliopsida; Ranunculales; Papaveraceae. The transcript is spliced from 10 exons. Gene Ontology annotation, biological process: mitochondrial respiratory chain complex I assembly.